Molecule: messenger RNA, 1521 nt
Organism: Priceomyces carsonii
Lineage: Eukaryota; Fungi; Ascomycota; Pichiomycetes; Serinales; Debaryomycetaceae
Gene: AUR1
Product: inositol phosphorylceramide synthase
Exons: 1
Coding region: 1-1521 (506 amino acids)
Biological process (GO): sphingolipid biosynthetic process; inositol phosphoceramide metabolic process
Cellular component (GO): inositol phosphoceramide synthase complex
Molecular function (GO): inositol phosphoceramide synthase activity
Source: RefSeq, a predicted model, not a curated record
AUGAUGGCUUCAAAUCUCUUAGUCAGAUCUCGGAUAGUGCAGAAGCCUUACCAGCUCUUUCAUUAUUACUUUUUGCUGGAAAAGGAACCAGGAAAUGAAUUAGGGACCUUAGAAUUUGACACUAAUAUAAACAGGACAUUAAAGAAACUACAGAACUACAAGUGGAACGUGAAAGAUAUCGCACACUAUGGCUUUUUAAGCUCAGUUAUUGGCUUUGUCUUUCUCAUCUUUCCUGUGACGUUUUUGAUCAAGAUACCAAUAUUAUUGAUCUUUUUGAGUUGUCUUCUUAUUCCACUAACAUCGCAAUUUUUUGUUCCAGCAUUGCCAGUGUUUACUUGGUUGGCAUUCUACUUUAGUUGUGGAAAAAUUCCCACAACUUGGCGACCCGUAAUUUCUGUCAAGGUGUUGCCGGCUAUUGAAACAAUUUUUUAUGGAGACAAUUUAUCAGCAGUAUUAGCUACUACUUAUACUUCGUUUUUGGAUAUUUUAGCAUGGAUUCCUUAUGGUUUAGUUCAUUUUUCAUCACCUAUUAUCCUUGCAUUCUUCAUCUUCAUUUUUGCUCCCCCAACAUCACUUAGGUCAUUUGGAUUUGCUUUUGGCUAUAUGAAUUUAGUUGGAGUUAUGGUUCAAAUUUUAUUCCCAGCUGCUCCUCCCUGGUACAAAAUAAUUCAUGGCUUGGAACCAGCUGAUUAUUCUAUGAUGGGGUCACCUGGUGGAUUAGGUAGAAUUGACGCUCUCUUGGGCGUUGAUAUGUACACUUCAGCAUUUUCUAAUUCACCCGUUGUUUUUGGUGCUUUCCCAUCCUUGCAUUCAGGUUGUGCGGUUAUGGAUGUCUUGUUUCUUUGCUGGCUAUUCCCAAAGUAUAAAGUUGUUUGGUGGGCAUAUUGCUCUUGGCUCUGGUGGAGCACAAUGUAUUUAACUCAUCAUUAUUUUGUUGAUUUAAUCGGAGGUGCUGUAUUGUCAUAUGCUGUUUUCAACUACACUAAGUACAAACAUUUACCUGUGAUCAUUCCAUCUAAUUUUUGUCGUUGGUCAUACUCUGAGAUCAAGAGAAUUAACAUCAGUGAACACGAUCCAUUAUCUGUUAAUUUUAUGUCAGAGGAAGAUAUCGAAAAUAGAAAUCUGAUCCCAAUGAGUAAUUAUCCUUAUUUCUUUUCUCAGCAUGCACCAACACCAAACAAUAAUGACAUUCAAACCGGUACAUCUGCGCGGCCGAGACAAGCUUCAAGAUCUUUCGUUGGAACUCCAAGUGCAGGUAACUCAUUAGAUCCAAAUAUGCAAGCGGUAGCCAAGUCUUCCUCUUCAAUCAAUUUACUGUUUAAUGAAGAGCCCACCAUUUUGGAGACGGAGACUUCGUCAUUGGAAAAUAAUAGUAAUGUGCCUUCAGUCUUUGAUGAAGAGCAUAAUAGCUCAGCUGCAUCUACUACCUCAUUGGAUGAACUAGAAUCCAACUACAGUACAAAGCCAAGCAACUUCCAAGGGGACGGAAGUAGUAAUCUGAGGUAUAAUAAGAAUAGAUAG